CGGCGACGCGGCGGCGGCGGCGCGGGCGGGCCCGGCGGGGCCUGUGGAAGGAGGGGGCGGGCGGCGGCGAGCACCGGAGGAAGCGCCGGGGAGCGGGGACGCGCCGGCUCCGAGGCGGCCCACACGCCGCCGUCCAGAUGGCCCCAGGGAGAAGGUGGCUUGUCUAGGCUGCGGCCAAUUACGUGGCGGACCUGCGGGUAUCAGCUGGCACGUCACUUCCGACUAGCUGGGUUUGGGUUUUCUGCAUUUAAGCCUUAGUGCUCAGGGCUUAUUCCUGGUGAAGCCCCUGGGGCCGUGUGUGGUGGUGCCUGGAGUCAAACACUGAACUAUCUAUCUGAUCUCAUAAUAUAGUUUUUCAUACUGGAGGAGGAACGCCCACCCGGGAGAGAGACACUUCUGACUGAGGACAGGAUGGCCAUGUCAGCCCCACUCCGGAGCUUGGAAGAGGAGGUGACCUGUUCUAUCUGCCUCGAUUACCUGCGGGACCCUGUGACCAUUGACUGCGGCCAUGUCUUCUGUCGGAACUGCACCACUGAUGUUCGCCCCGUCUCGGGCCGCCCUGUGUGUCCCCUCUGCAAGAAGCCAUUCAAGAAGGAGAACAUCAGGCCCGUGUGGCAGCUGGCCAGCCUGGUGGAGAGCAUUGAGCGGCUGAAGGUGGACAGGGGCAGGCAGCAGGGCACAGUGGCGCCGCAGCAGCACAACACCAAGUUGUGUGAGCGGCACGAGGAGAAGUUGCACUACUACUGUGAGGACGACGGGAAGCUGCUGUGUGUGCUGUGCAGGGAGUCCCGGGAGCACCGGUCCCACACGGCCGUCCUGCUGGAGAAGGCUGCCCAGCCCCACCGGGAGAAAAUCCUGAGCCACUUGAGUACCCUAAGGAGAGACAGAGACAAAAUUCAGGGAUUUCAGACGAAGGCAGAAACUGAUAUCAUGGCUAUGCUGAAGCAGCUGCAGAGCCAGAGACAGUGCAUCGAAGCUGGGUUUGAAGAGGUCCACCAGUUCCUGAGGGAACGAGAGCGACACCUGCUGGACCAGCUGGAAACCCUGGAGCAGGAGGUCACCGAGGGCAGGGAGAAGUGCAAGGACAGGAGCAGUGUGGAGCUCUCCCGGCUGGCCCUGGUUAUCUCUGAGCUGGAGAGCCGGGCACAGCAGCCCGCUGCAGAGUUCAUGCAGGAUACCGGAGACUUCUUGAACAGGUACCCACGAAAGAAGUUCUGGAUUGGAAAACCCAUCAGUCGUGUGGUGAAAAAAAGGACAGAAGAACUUUCAGAAAAAAUUUUGUCCCUGCAGCAAGGCCUGAGAGAAUUCCAAGGGAAAUUGCUGAGAGACUUGGAAUAUAAGACAGUGAGUGUCACCCUGGACCCGAAGUCAGCCAGUGGCUACCUCCAGCUGUCAGAGGACUGGAAGUGUGUGACGUACAGCAGCCUGUACCAGAAUGCUUACCUGUACCCUCAGCAGUUUGACUGUGAGCCGGGGGUGCUGGGCAGCAAGGGCUUCACCUGGGGCAAGGUCUACUGGGAAGUAGAGGUGGAAAGGGACAGCUGGUCCGAGGACGAAGAGGAGGACGGGGAAGAGGAGGAGGGAGAAGAAGAAGAAGAAGAAGAGGAGGAGGAAGAGGAGGCUGGCUACGCAGAUGGUUAUGUUGACUGGGGAACGGAUGAAGAGGAGGAAUCCGAGGAGGAAGAGGAAGAAGAGGAAGAGGAAGUAGACGAGGAGGAGGAAGUCCAGGAAAGCUGCAUGGUGGGGGUGGCCCGGGACUCCGUGAAGAGAAAGGGAGACCUCUCUCUGAGGCCGGAGGAUGGGGUGUGGGCCCUGCGCCUCUCCUCAGCGGGUGUCUGGGCCAACACGUACCCCGAGGCCGAGCUCUUCCCGUCGCUGCGACCACGCAGAGUGGGGAUCGCCCUGGAUUACGAAGGGGGCACCGUGACUUUUACCAACGCAGAGUCACAAGAACUCAUCUACACCUUCACCACCACCUUCACUCGGCGCCUGGUCCCCUUCCUGUGGCUCAAGUGGCCGGGAACGCGACUCCUACUGAGACCCUGAGCCCCUUUCUCAGACACACCCCCACUGAUGCUUCGCUUCUCUGAAACUCCAGGACUUACUGAUGGGGCAGGAGUUGUGCUGGCAGAGGACUCUGCACCUGCAGAGAGGAGGGUCCCCACACCCACGACUGCUUCCCCUCCUGUGACGCUGGUCCCCUUGAGACCACCCUUCCUGUGCUCUAAGAGACAUCCCAGCAUGGCCUAGCAUGGUGGGUCUCGGUGAUGUCUUCGCCCCGUAUCUUUUUUAAACAUUGCUGCACCUUCGACCUCUGAGUUGCACAUUCAUCUGAUGUCUGCCUCUAGUUUUGUAAGCUCGUCUCUUACACUUUUCCUUUCCUGUGCUCUUCAUGUCACCCAGUGCAGUACAGGGUGAAGACUAGGUGCUCAAUAAAAAUUUGUAGAGACUACGACCCCGAGAUAUAUAGAUAUUUUAACUUAGGUAUCACUAGACCUUCUCACCCUGGCUACAGAGCGGGUCUUAAAGAAAGCCUAGGGCUUUCUUUGCUUGCACUUCCGAGUCCUUGAGAAGUCAGUAACUGUUUUCUGUCAUCUGUUCACACAAGUUGUCAUUUUUAGAAGACCCUGAGGAAGCACUGCCCCCUCCCCCCACCCUCCAUGGGGUAUAGAUCAGAUAACACCAAGACUCCACCUGCUUCUUCCUCAUGUAAGGUGGCCCUGGGCUGAGACCCAGCAUCUUAGUAUAGGAUGGGCUUCUGGGAUUAAGGUGACAUCCAGCAUAGCACACUCAAAAUUCUUCCCUGGAAAUAGAAAAUUAGCAGUGCCCUGCUAAUUUUAGACUCCACAGAGAUUUUAUCCUACCUCCUAACACAUUCAACUAAUAACUUUGUAUCCUUUCUAAUAUUUUUUAAAUGGUCAUCUUAAAGGAAGAAAAAAGAUCAUGCUAAAGUAUUUCUAAGAUGUUCUAGAGGCAAAGAGAAUAUUUUUUCCCUUUGGUCUUAUUUUUAGACUCAAUGUUUUCUCUUUAAAUUUCUUUCUCUAAUAACAUUAUUAAAAAUGUCAAUCAUUAAAAAUAAGGCAUGAAUUAUAAAUAAGAUCAGUUAAUCUACAGUUGAAUCCUGAGAUAAUAGAUGCUACAUAUUGUUGACAUUUUAAAUUAAUUUUGUUGGUGUGGUUUUUUUCUUGAAUACAAAGAUUAUUUUGUUGAUGUGAAUUUUCCUUUAGUUGUACUCUGCUAACCGUUUAUUUGGAAUAAUUUUAUAAUUCUCAACAUGCCUUUUUUCCUUUGGAAGAAUGUUUAAUAACAGAUUUCUGAAACUUUUAAAAGUGAUCACUAUGUAAUUAAAAAUUAUCAUUGAGUAAGGAAUAUUUUUCAUUUGAACCAAAUAGUAAUGCCUUUCAAGUCACUGUUGUUUUAAUGAGUUUUAUGAGUGUGAUAAUUUCAGAAUAAAUUGGAAGAUUUUAAAGGUC
Sorex araneus (European shrew) is the source of this 3473-nucleotide messenger RNA. It is a transcript of the gene TRIM26, whose product is annotated as tripartite motif containing 26. The transcript is spliced from 10 exons. The record is from RefSeq and is a predicted model, not a curated record. NCBI's taxonomy places the organism in Eukaryota, Metazoa, Chordata, Mammalia, Eulipotyphla, Soricidae. Gene Ontology annotation, molecular function: protein binding; zinc ion binding. The coding region runs from base 412 to 2046 and encodes 544 amino acids.